This is a messenger RNA of Spodoptera exigua (beet armyworm), 1904 nucleotides long. The record is from the annotation of a GenBank genome assembly. Lineage: Eukaryota; Metazoa; Arthropoda; Insecta; Lepidoptera; Noctuidae.
GCGUAUCAAAGGAACUCGAUCGCGUGCGCCCGCGCAGUCACGGCCAACCGGCGGCCAAUGACGGUCGCGAUCUCUUUCCAUUACAACUUUUUGUUCAAACAACAAUUUUUUUAAGUGUUUAUUUGUGAUUUUUUGCAACGAAUUUUCGUGAUAUUGUUUUUGUGAUUUUUUAAGGUAUAAAAUGGCGCCGAAUACAGAAAAACGACAGGUAAGCUUCCCUAAGUUGGAAUAUCCCAUUUUUCGGGAAGCACAGCCAAAAUCUGCGCAACAUUGGUUAAAAGGGAAGAGAUUGCAAGAUGGCGCCGAAGAUUUGUGGAGAAUACAUGACAGUCUCUAUGAUUUAACUGAUUUUAUUUCUUCACAUCCUGGAGGGACACAUUGGAUAUCUGUUACAAAGGGUACAGACAUAACAGAAGCUUUCGAAACACAUCACCUCAAAGGAAUUGCUGAGUCGUUAUUACCGAAUUAUUAUGUAAGAAAAGCAAUCAAGCCAAGGAAUCAACCUUUCACGUUUAAAGAAGAUGGAUUUUAUAAAACUUUGAAACUGAAAGUCAUGGAUCAGAUGGCAUUAAUACCAAAAGAUGUGAGGAAGAAAAGUGAUUUUAUCACUGAUAGUUUAUUACUUGCUUUAAUUAUCUUGGCUCCUUUAAGUUGUUGGGGCUGGACUCAAAGCUUUGUCAUUGGAGCCAGUUUAACAUUCUCAACUGGUUUCGUUCUAAGUUCCUUAGUCACUUGUGCACACAACUACUUCCAUCGAGGGGAUAAUUGGAGAAUGUACAUAUUCAACUUGGCUGGAAUGUCGUUUAAUGACUGGAGGGUCUCCCAUUCAAUGUCUCAUCAUCUGCAUACGAAUACUGCUCAGGACAUUGAACUGUCCAUGAUAGAACCGUUUCUCCAGUUCAUACCUUAUAAGGACAAGCCUAUAUGGGCACAGAUGGGUGCAUUCUACUAUCCCCUCGUUUACGCUACAUCCUUACUUUCAAUUAUGGGUCAUGAGUUGAUACUCAGCGCAACGAACCAUGAAGGCAAGACUCUAAGUUGGAGGAAUUUGAUUCCAUUCUCGAUUCCAGCGUGGAUGUACCUAAUGGGUGGAUUGCCCCUACACUCAACUAUUCUUCUCUGGCUGGUCACAUUGGUACCAGCCAGUUUCUUCUUCGUUUUCUACGGUUUGACAGCUGGACAUCACAACCAUAGGAACUUUUUUGAAGGGGAUGUUCCGAGAGACGAAAAUAUCGAUUGGGGAAUUCAUCAGCUGGAUGCGAUUUGCGAGAGAAUCGAUUAUGCGGGCAACCAUUUUAAAUCGAUUACUCGUUUCGGGGACCAUGCCCUACAUCACUUGUUCCCGACACUAGACCAUGCAGAAUUGAAAUAUUUGUACCCAGUACUUCUAGAACACUGCGAAAAGUUUGAUUUUCAAUUUAAAACGAAUACUUUUUACGAAACAAUAAUUAAUGCGAGUAAACAAUUAAUACGAAAACGUCCAAACAACUUUAGAGAUGUAAAGGCGACGAAAUAAGGUUUAAAUUAGUCUGGCAAGUUAAUCUAAAUGAAGUAAUAAUACUUAAUGUUAUUACAAUUCGAGGCUGAUGAUAAUUUAUUAGGUUUAAUAAAAUUGUUUAUUUAUUGGAAUCCAUUUUGGAAACAGUUUUUAAAGUACAAUACGAAAUCUAUUGUAGAUAUUGAAAAGUUCUUGCCUAAGUAAAUAAAAUAAAAGAAAUAUGACCAAAAAUAUAUGAUAUUUAGAGUAUGUUGGUGAAGGGUUCGAUUGUUUGAGACAUGAUUAACGGCUGUGGAUAUGAAAUAAAUAGACUGCUUACUAUUUAUAUUGUGUUAUCAUUCUUCUCUGAAAAUUCUGAUUGGGAGUGGAUUUUAAAAUUUUUAUUUUGUUGCUUUACGUGCACAAU